Molecule: messenger RNA, 6252 nt
Organism: Strongylocentrotus purpuratus (purple sea urchin)
Lineage: Eukaryota; Metazoa; Echinodermata; Echinoidea; Camarodonta; Strongylocentrotidae
Gene: tomm70
Product: mitochondrial import receptor subunit TOM70
Molecular function (GO): protein binding
Source: RefSeq, a predicted model, not a curated record
UAUGGCUUUGCACGUCCACUUCGUAAUCCAAAAUGGCAGCGAGUAGCAGACCGGGGAGCGAUGUGGGAUGGACAAAAUGGCAAAUUGCCAUAGCAGUCGGAGCCCCUAUUGCAGUUGCAGGACUUGCAUUUGGUGCCUAUUAUCUUACUCGAAGUGGGAGUCCAGGAGAAAGCGCAGAUUCUAAGUCAGGAACUGCAGGAAAUUCCGCUGGAAAAGCUACUAAUGGCGAAGGCGAUGCGGGAAAGAACAGCGUGGAACAGGCCCAGACCCCUAUAGAGCAAGCACAGGCAGCCAAGCUACGAGGCAACAAGUACUUCAAGGCGGGUCACUACGAGCAAGCCAUCAAGCUUUAUUCCCAAGCCAUUGAGAUCUGCCCCAGGGACAACCUCAAGGAUCUAUCCACGUUCUAUCAGAAUAAAGCGGCUGCACAUGAACAAAUGAGCAACCAUGCCCAGGUAGUGGAGGAUUGUAACAAUGCCUUGGAGCUCAACAAUAGAUACGUGAAGGCCCUCUUCCGCCGAGCAAAGGCCUUUGAAAUGAUGAAUGAAAUGAAGUGUUUGGAAGACGCAACUGCAGUGUGUCUCCUGGAAGGUUUUUCGCACCAGCAAGGCAUGUUUCUUGCCGACAAGAUGCUCAAGGAGAUCGGCAAGGAGAAAGCUGCAGAGAAAUACACGGAGAGAGUACCCAGCCUGCCAUCUGGGCAGUUCAUCCAGUCCUACUUCUCUUCAUUCUCCAACGAUGGAAUUUCAGCUACUGCUGACGAGGACUAUUGCUCUCCAAAUGACUUUUCAAGUACCGGUUAUGCCAAGGCCAAGUACUGCUUCAAAGAGGGGCGCUACGACAGCAUCAUCGACGCCUGCACGGACGAGAUUGACAGCGAAGGUUCCAAGCUUCCAGAGGCUCUCCUUAUGAGAGCGACCUUUCGUCUCCUCAAGGGUCUGGGGUCGUUAGCCAGGCCCGACCUGGAUAGCGUCAUUAAAUUACCAGAAGCCGAUAAGAAGUUGAAAGCUAAUGCCCUGAUCAAGCGUGGAAGCAUGCACAUGCAGGAGGGCCUACAGAAGGAGGCGAUGGCUGACUUUGAGCUAGCAGUGACCAUCGAUCCUAACAAUGCUGAUGUCUUUCAUCACAGGGGACAGCUCUUACUUCUCCUUGAGCGAGUGGACAAGGCGGUGGAGGACUUCCAGAAGUGCAGCCAGUUGAGCCCAGACUUUGCCCUGGCGCACGCCCAGCACUGCUACGCCAACUACCGCAUGGCCGUCAUGAUGCAGAGCCCCAUGCAGAUGCAAGCCGCCGUCAAGGGGCUGGAGGACUGCUGCAAGAAGUUCAGCAGCUGUGCAGAGGCCUUUGCUCUCUAUGCACAGUCACUCAAUGACCAAGGGCAGUUCCACCAGGCAGAUGAAAACUUCCUCAAAGCAGUGGCUUUAGAACCAGAUAACCCUACAGCAUAUGUCCAUCGUGGUCUCUUGUAUCUAGCAUGGAAGAAGGAUCCUGACCAAGCGAUUAGAAUGAUCCAGAAAGCACUCGAGAUAGACAGCAGAUGUGACUUUGCCUAUGAAACACUCGGUACUAUUGAAGUUCAAAGAGGGAACAUGGCGGCUGCUCAAGAGUACUUCAACCAAGCGAUAGAGCUGACCAGAACUGAGAUGGAGAUGGCGCACCUCUUCUCGCUCAGCGUCGCGGCCCUGGCGCAGAGCAACGUCACCACCAAGUUCGGCAUCUUACCACCAUCUGCUCUACGAACGUGAGAGACCGCAAACCACCGUACAUGAAUUGAUCUAUAAAUGUUGUUGGUUGCGUGGAUAAAGGCCCUUGAGACAGAUUCUGGCUAGGGAAUUGAAUUUCUUGUUUAUAACUGAUGGAGGAAAUGAGCGCAUCUGUAAAACUAGAACUUUUGGCUGCUUGGAACUUUCUUGAAUUUGAACUCGUGGACCAGAUUCCCUAAAGUUUCAUGCCUCAAAAUGAUAGAAAUAGAAGACUAAAUUUUUCAAAAUUCUGGUGAGUUUAGUGGAAGAAAAUGACCAUCAUCAAAGUUGUGCAAUUCCUGGUUGCCAAAGUUUAUAGUUUUGCAGUUAAAUUGAGUUUUUUUGACAAUUUUCUGUCAUGACCAGACCCAAGUUGAGCUUUAAAGUCUACCAAUCACCGAAACAUGUUUUUCUCUCGGAUGUAAGAGGGUUCCAUGCCGCUAUACUGUAUUCAAAAUAUGAGCUUCAAAUAGUACUUCUACAAGGAUACGUUGCAAGUUAAAUACAUUCCCAGUGCGCAGUCAUUCAUCUUGCAAUGUAGACUAGUUGAUGCAUGCAUACGCAUUUGCGUAGAAUAGAACGCAGACAGGACCCGAUUUGGACAUGGGUACCUUUAAUUUCUUCAUACUCCUUAAAGGGAUAGUUGAGUUUGGGUAUAGAGGGCGCUACACAAAAUAUUUUGUUGUAAGAUCGGAUUUAAUCUAAAUUUUACACAUUUUGGGGUCUAAAAUUACCUUCACAGCAAUUUUAGGUCCUAAAACGGCUCUAGAAAUGUCAUAAAUAAGAAUAAGAGCAAUAGCCAUGCACUUUGAAGGCAUUUGUGGUCUUUAAACAAGAACUUAACUGUCCCUUUAACUGUUUACCUAUAGAAUUCCAGGCUAAGUUUUGUGGGGUGUGGUUUUAUACAUCCUACCUCACACAAAUUAUUUUUGUCAGGAGAUUGGUACACUAUAAUUGCUCUCUGGUGUUUAUUUCAGAAUAUUAUUCAAAUUACCUUCAUUGCUAUGUGUGAAACUGUAAUUUUCUUUUCAGUUCAAUGAAUAGUAAAAGGAAAUGUUUGUAUUUGUAACAGGGAUGCCAUUUUUUUUAUAGCUCUGACACCUCCCAAUUUAAGUCUUCAUAUUGUACAAAACUUAUGGGACUCCAACACUUUCCAAGUCUUUUGUUUUUAUAAGAUGCAUUGGAUGAAGAAAAAAACUCUUGUCCCUGUUGCACAAAGAGUUGUUGUACAGUCAAACCUGUCAUAAGGGCCGUUUUCCAGGCAGCCAUUGUUAAGAUAUAAGGAGUGAUUUUGAAGGAUCGUCUUCAGGGAUUGUCUGAUUUCUGUUACCCCCUGAUAGCGAUGAACACUUUAUAAUUAAUUCCAGCAUGGGCCCUGCUUCAUGAAUCUUGAUAUCAUCAACAAGUUACAAUGGAUGUUAUAAGCUACUGAAAUAGCGGCAUCUGAUGGGCAAUCUAGCAUUUGUUCUUGAUAACGAGUUUGAUGAAAUGGGGGCCUCAUGUUGAGAAUGCACAAUUGUUUAUUGCCUAAACACUGUCCAACUGCAUGGCAAUACUUGUGAGAGUACAGUUUUUAUUCCAAUGCUAGCACCGAACUCAAAAUCACUCGGCAGUUCAUCGAACUACAACAAGCACAUUUGGGGUCUCCCUUGAAAUUGGUUUCUCAUUGAAACAUGUACUAAAGGAACCUGUCUACAAAGACCAUCUGUCUACAAAGAUCACUUUUUGUGUUUCCCUUGGGCGGUCGCUGUAGACAGGUUUGACUGUAUAAUAAAUGAAUAUAACAGGGCCGUCAAUUAAAAGUGAGUAUAAAUGUUGUUUAAAACUGAUUUGAAAAGUACUGUUUUUGAAUGAUAUCCUAUGGGACAUGUCUGCAUGGAGCCAAAUUUGUAUGACAGGUACUUUGUGAUUGUAAGAAUACGUUAUGGAAUAGCUUUUAAAAAGUUGUCAACUACCUAUCUGUCAUAGAGUUUCAUCAAAUAGGAUUAAGUAAGCUAGAUUACAUGGCUUCUUUGCAAUAUAAAUGAUUUUUUACUUGAUUUUUUUCUCCGCUGGGAAAAAUAGUCUAAAGGGUAGUCAAAGCCAUGCGAAUGUUUAAUUUUAUUUUUUACUGCUUGCUUGCGUUUAUAAUCACAUAUCUUCAUAGCUGUUUUGCUUUAAAACUGUAGUAUUCUUGCUUUCUUAAACUGAUGGAGUAAAACAUUUGAAACAUAAAGCAUGUUACUGUUAGUUAACUUGCAUGAAUGGAAUAAUUGAUAACUAAAUUCAGACCACAUCUCGACAAAUCAUAUUAGAUCAUUUGUGAAUUGGCAAUUCUAUUGUAAAAAUGAAUUAAAUCAGCUUUUGAAAGGAAAUAUUUAAAUCUGACCAAAUUGAAUCUCUUCUUCGUUAUAAAACUCCAAAUGGUCUUUCUUUCAAAUUCUUGUUAUAUUAUUAACAGGGUUAUGAAUUUCAUUGAUUCAACUGUAUACAUAUAUCUCAUGUGAUUUUUGUAUAUUUUUUCAUAUAUUGUAUACUUCAAGAGUAUGCGUAUCAAUCACUUUUGACUGGUAACAUGUGUAUCUACGAGUUUGGUCUGAGGUUUGUUGCUCAGCAAUGCCUGUUUAUGUUGACUAAACAAAAUGUUCUCUUGUCGGGCCAGAUCCCCCCCCCCCCCCCACCCUCUUUUACUAAGAUUGUGUUCUUUAUUAUUUUAACCCAUGGAGAAUGGUGUAUCUAUCGUUUGGCUCCAAUUGCCUGUUGAGAGUUGGAAUGAGACACUGUUUCAUAAAACUUGGCCCAAAAUUGUUAUAAGCUAAUGAAAUGAUGGCAUCUGAUUGGCUGAGAGCAAAUUUGUCGUAGAAAUGUAGCAUUCGUUAUGAAUAACAAGUUUUAUGAAACAGCCCAGAAUAGGAGAUAAUGAAAUGGGAAUACGAAAUGUGCCGAAGCAGGUUUUUGAGGCAGUUUUAUCACAUCAUAUUAUAGCCACUAAAUAGCCACAAACAGCAAUCCUAAGACUCAUUGGGUAAACCGUGAUAACAGUAUUAAGUCGUGUUUAAGGUACCAAGUGAUGGGGAACAGUGCUCAAAGCACUGUCAAAUAAAGUCAUAUAUACUGACCAAAACAUUGUUAACAGUAUUUUUUUGAAGUUAACCUCACUGUAUUAAACACUUAAUUUUUGGCUAUCAGCAGACAAUUUUAAAAGAUCCUUGAUCAUUACUAGAUUACCCUUCUGCUACAUUUCAGCUUUAAAUUUCCCAAAUUAGCCUAAUAUUUGUUAUAUUUUUAAAUUAUCUGCUUCGUAGAUAUAUAAUUGCAUGUAUCCAUUCAAGAAUGUCAGAGGGUCAUUUGAGGGAAUGAAUGGGAAACAUUCCAAAAAUGAAUUGAGGGUGUUUCCUUUGCAAUCGUUUUGUAUGUGUAUGCAUUAAUGCUGAGAAAUUCUGCACCUGAAGACGGAAGACCAUGUGAAUUUAAGUGAAAAGUAGUCGGAAGUAAAUAUAUUUGACCUGUGUGACAGUUUCACUGUGCAUGUCCAAACACCCCCCUCAGACAUGUGCAGGCAGACUGAAGCUAGCUGCUAGUUUUCUGACAUUUCCUGCCUCUGCGUUGUGAAUGUCGGACAACUGUGACCCGUUUCACAAAGCCUUUUUUCAAUUACAAAUGACAAAAAUCAGUGACAAAUCUGCUGAUAACCAAUCAGAAGCUAGGAUUUCAGUAGCUUAUUACAAAAACUGUCAUUUGUCUCUGAUGACAAGUUUUGUGAAACGCCCCCUGGUCUUUGACCCGUCCCUGUUUUCAGACAUGUCAAUAAACUCAUUUCUUAAUCUGAUGAAAGCAUUCAACCAUGAAAUUAAAAAUGUUUCUAAAUUUAAUAGGGUUUAUUACUCGCUGCCAUCUCCCUUUUAUAUGGAUCUCAUCUCCAUAAAUUGAGUGUUCUUACCAAUUUUUCUUUAUCCUUAGGUUUAUAACAGCCUUACAUAGAAAACAAAUGUUUACCAUUUAUAAAAUACUAAUCCUUUAUGUGUGAGAAAUGUCCAAAUAUAUAUCGAGAUUUGUGUUUUCUUAAUUUUUUUCGUUCUCGUUUCAUCAAGAACACAUUUUUAUCAUUCUUGUGAUUCUCGGGCUAAAUUAAUUGUCUCGAGCGGAAAAGUAUAAUUUAUGUUGUGAAAUGUGAGAAUGGUAUUGUAUGAUAAUACAGUAUAUUUGAGGAGGAGAAGAAGAGACAAAAUCUGAAAAUAUGUUCUAAAUUGUAUUAUUCGUGAUUGGAAUACACUUUAUUUCUCUGGUCUUCUGUGGAGAACCAUUGAAAAGAAGAAAAAUUAAUAAAAAAUGGUUCUUUUAUAACAGAAACUUACAUCAAAGUCUACAUGUUUAUUUUUAUGAUUGCACAUAUCCUCACGUUGUGUAUAAUGCAUAUUCAUAUAUACAGAUGGUAAAACUAUUGUUAUUUAGUUUUAAAUACAUGUAUAAAGAUGUUCAAUCUUAUAUUCAAUAUUUAAGAGUUGCUGUAAAUAGAAUUUGGGAAAACAUC